This is a messenger RNA of Cokeromyces recurvatus, 360 nucleotides long. RefSeq lists its product as uncharacterized. Lineage: Eukaryota; Fungi; Mucoromycota; Mucoromycetes; Mucorales; Mucoraceae. The record is from RefSeq and is a predicted model, not a curated record. The coding region runs from base 13 to 360 and encodes 115 amino acids. The transcript has 4 exons.
AAAAAUUACAAAAUGGUUAAAAUUGUAAACCGUAAUUACUCUAAACGAUCAGAGCCUGAAGGAGGCUUCAAGUCUUUUGAAGCAUUUUAUCCUUUUUAUUUAGGCGAACAUUGUAAUAAAAUAAAUCGAAGAUUACAUAUUCUAGGCACAACAAUCACACAUAUUCUUGCACUUUUAUCCAUUAAAUAUAAGAAUCCUAAAUUUCUUUUAUUCGGAAUUGCUCAAGCUUAUAUUUUCGCUUGGUUUGGGCACUUUAUCUUUGAAAAAAAUAAGCCAGCGACAUUUAGAUACCCUAUUUGGUCUUUUCUUGGUGAUUUGAAAAUGUGGCAUGAAGUAAUGAUUAGAAAGCGAGAAUUUUAA